This is a messenger RNA of Serendipita indica DSM 11827, 1566 nucleotides long. Lineage: Eukaryota; Fungi; Basidiomycota; Agaricomycetes; Sebacinales; Serendipitaceae. The record is from the annotation of a GenBank genome assembly.
AUGAGCAACAAUUUCUCAGGUAUAACCAACCCAAUAAUUGCCCCGCUGGCUCGAUAUGACCGCUUGUAUGCGGACAGGAUUGUUUUCAUUGGGGAUCUCAUCGUCGAGAUUGACGAGAGGCGCGUCGUACCAACGCGGAGCCCGGAUCCUUUAUUCAAAUUCAUGCACACACCAAAUAAAGGCUCAUGGAGUGCGGCAAGUCUAUACGUUGACGACCAGUUUCCAGAGUGGAGACAAAAAAUGCAAGGGGCCGAGAAGAAAGAUCAAAAAGCCGGAGACAUACUAACAGCAGCUGCUUCAAAACUUAAACAGCUAGCACGGAAAGAAGUUGAUGUUGAUUCCUAUGGCUCCAUUUUCGUUGUUGAUCCCUCCGGUCUCAUUAAAACCUGUGAAAAGCACACCUACACCGUCCCAGGACUCAUCAGUCGGGAAGGGUUCAUUUCCAUGUUCUUAUUUAAUCGGCAUAAAGGUAAUGGGCAUAAAGGUGGACCCCAAGGAUCGUCACCACAUUUUUAUGAGCUGGACACGAAGAAGAAUCAGCUGUGCGAGUGGAAGGGCAAAAUUACAAAGCGACUAUACGUCGUCAUGAGUAGAGGUUACUUUGAAGUGCCUGAGGACUGGAUUGCAGUCAAAAACAACUCUUCUGAAGGCCGACUCAUAUUCUCUCAUGACCAGGGUGAAACUUAUCAUCUCAAAGGUCAAAAAGGUCAUCUAACAGAGCUGAGAUCGCCUACAUCCGAGUUUGCGUUGUUCAAACACGACGAUAAAGAAAUGAAGGGCAGGUUCACGAAUCUCACUCAAGCCAUAAACAACAUUUGGAGCCCCAAAACCGAUGGUGAUAUAGACUGUAAAUGGAUGUUCCGAGGUCUCGGCGAUUCCGGUGAUCCGAAGUGGCCAAAGGAUUGGUCCAACAAAUCGAAUUGGAAUCACCUCGAUAUCUGCAGGCAAUACGAACACUUGCCUCCUUCACUGGGGGAACAAGUAGCAUCAUCCUCCUCACCAGUAUCGGUUGGGACAGAAGUGGACCCCCAGAUUGCCAGACCGCCCACAGCACCGGCCAGCCGAUCGCAGACGCCCACCAGUGGGGCUAGGAAUCUGGUUUCACCAGGGGAAACCACUCUCCAUCUAGCUCGUAAUUCUACGUCAUCCAUUACAAGCAUCCAGAUCGGGGGAGGUAUCAAUCCAUCCUCUCCACCAUUAAAUCCACAACGUACCACCACAGAUGCUCCAUCAUCGACUCCUACUGGACUCGGAUCUCCGGCUAUUCGAACGGGAAUUGUGGCUAAAUCAGCGCACAUUCCUCCAGAUGUGCGUAGCGAUGGUGCCCAUCCCACUCGGCCUACUGAAGUUAUCGAGGUCAAGUCCCGGGCUUCAAACCCACAAAAUCAACCGCAGACACCCAAUAGAAAAGUAGAAAUGGCGAUCGGACCAACCACACGGACUAGUCUUCAUACAGUGCCGAGUGGUGCCUCGGCUGCCUCAACAGAGGGACCGGAGAGUUCUGCAAAAACAGACUUUGUACCUCGCCGGCCAUCAAAAAAAAGCAAAUGGAAGUUUUGGGGCUGA